Molecule: messenger RNA, 969 nt
Organism: Fusarium verticillioides 7600
Lineage: Eukaryota; Fungi; Ascomycota; Sordariomycetes; Hypocreales; Nectriaceae
Exons: 5
Coding region: 1-969 (322 amino acids)
Molecular function (GO): flavin adenine dinucleotide binding; oxidoreductase activity, acting on CH-OH group of donors
Source: RefSeq, a predicted model, not a curated record
AUGGGAUCCCACUGGACAUGUUGCACCCCCCGGCAGCACAAGGGGAUUGAGCGGUCUGACCUUUUCAGCGACAGUGAGUGGGACUCUCUCUACAGUCGCGCUGAGAAGCUCUUCAAGAAGAACGACGAUGCUUUUGACGAUUCUGUCCGCCAGAGGCUCGUCAGACGUGUCCUUACAGAGGCCUACCCCGAUCGUGAAAUGAAGAGCAUGCCGUUGGCCUGCAAACGCAAGGAAGGUAACAAAGAGUAUGUUGAGUGGUCUUGCACUGCUACUAUUCUUGGAGAACUGUCUACGCCAGAGUACUUUUACAAGGGCGGGGAACGACUGUUCGACAUCAGGCCCAACACCCAAUGCGAUAAGCUUGAAGUGGAUGCCCAGGGCAAGAUUCACUGGGCCGUGAUCAACGACCUUGAAAACAACAAAGAGUACUACAUCGAGGCCAAGAAGUACGUCGUCUGUGCCGGUGCCGUGCUUACUCCGGGUAUUUUGUAUAAGUCUGGAUUGGAGGGAAAGCUGCCUAAGCUGGGCCACUACCUGACUGAGCAGCCUAUGGCGAGGUCCCGUCAAACAUUGACCAACGCCUUGUUGUCGAUCUUCGCUGAUCAGUUUGGAAUGCCUCAGCCAAUCUUCAACUUUAUCUUGGAUGAGGAAGCGGAAGAGCGCUGCAAGCGGAUGAUUACAGACAUGAUCGAUGUUGCUAGAAAACUUGGUGGCUUCCUUCCUGGUGCUGAGCCCAAGUACCUCGCUCCUGGAUCUGCUCUCCAUAUCUGCGGUACAUACCGCGCGGGAAGCACUUCAGCUGAUAGUGUUGUCAAUAAGAACGGCAAGGCUUGGGGCGUUAAUGAUCUCGUGCUUGGAGGCUGCGAUGUCAUUCCCACUCAGAAUGCUUGCAACCCCACGCUCACUGCUGCUUGCUUUGCUCUCGCAGCUGCUGACAAGAUCAUUGAAGAACUCCAUGUUGACCAGUGA